AUGAAUUGCUACGAUAAAUAAUAAGAUUUGUACAGAGUUUUAGCUUUAUCACAAGAUUUGGAUGAAUACAUUUUACUUGAAGUACUUAAAGUGCUCAAAAAAGAGAAAAUCCAAGACUGUUUAGAAUUUCUCUAAAAAAAUGAAAAUCAAAAACAUGACAAAAAAAGUCUUUUUAGUGUAGAAAAUCGAUUUGCUGGGGAUGAGGUAUAAAAGUUUAAUGAAAGAAAAAAAACAUUUAUGAAAAUUACUAAUAUUCUCAAAAAUAUUAUAGAUCAUGAUUUUAAUAAACAAAACUACUCUACUGAAAGUUAUAAACAAAUAAAAUUAGAUCUGAUUAAAUAAAUCUCUAAUGAUAAGAAGAUCGUUGAAUUUAUAAAAUUCUUAGUUCUUCUUACAUCUAUUGAUGAAAGAUUUAUCUAAAGUGGAUCUAAUUCAUUGAAUUUAUUAGUUGAAAUGAAGGUUGAUCUAACAAAUAAUAAUUUUGAAAACAUUAAAAUUAAAAAUACUUCUUUGAUAGGUGCAAAUUUUGUCAGAUGCAGUUUGAGUGGAUCUGACUUUGAUAAUGUAAAUAUAAGUGGAAUAAAUUUAAACGGAGCAUAGCUAUUUCAAUGCAUAUGGAAAAACUUAAGUAUUGAUUAGUUAAAUCGACUAAAUAGUCAUAAGAGUAGAGUAAAUUCAGUAUGCUUCUCUUUUGAUGGUACUUAAUUAGCAUCUAGUGGUGAUGAUAAUUCCAUUCACUUUUGGAAUGUGAAAACAGGAAAAAUACUCUUUGUAUUAUAAGAAAGUAGCAAUGUGAAGUAAAUCUGUUUUUAACCUCACGGCAGAACAUUGGCUUCUUGCAGUAACAAGUUUGUGUCUUUAUGGAAUGUCAAAACUAGGAAAAAAAUGGUGAGAUUAUUUGGCCAUACAAGUAAUGUUUAAACAAUCUGUUUCUCUCCUGAUGGUACUAUUUUAGCCUCUGGUAGUAAUGAAAUAUCAAUCUACAUAUGGGAUGUUAAGAUAAAAUCAUAAAACCGCAGGAUUUAUGGGCAUACUGGUUGUAUCAAUUCAGUUUGUUUCUCUCCUGAUGGUUCUUUAUUAGCAUCUGGGAGUGACGAUAAGACUAUCCGUUUAUGGGAUGUUAAGACAGGAUAAUAAAAAAUGAAGUUAGAUGGUCACACUAGCGGUAUUAAUUAAGUUUGUUUCACUCCUGACAGUACUUCAUUAGCAUCUUGUAGUUAGGACAAGACUAUUCGUUUAUGGGAAGUUGAGAUAGGAUCAUAAAAAGCCAAAUUAGAUGGGCAUAAUAAUUAAGUCAUGGCAAUAUGUUUUUUUUCUAAUGGUAGAACCUUAGCGUCUGGUAGUUUAGAUCGGUCGAUUCAUUUAUGGGAUGUUAAGACAGGAUAAUUAUAAGCCAAAAUAGAAGGUCAUGGUGGUGGAGUGUUUUCAAUUUGCUUCUCUCCAGAUGAAUCCACAUUAGCAUCUGGAAGUGAUGAUAAGUCUAUCCGUUUGUGGGAUAUUAAUACAGGAUCAUAAAAAUCCCAAUUAAAUGAUCAUCGUUAUUCUGUCUAUUCAAUCUGUUUCUCCCCUGAUGGUUAUACUUUAGCAUCUAGUAGUAUAGAUAUGUCUAUCUGUCUAUGGGAUAUUAAGACAGGAUCAUUAAAAGCAAAAUUAGAUGGUCAUACUCAUAGUAUUAGUUCAAUUUGUUUCUCACCUAAUGGUGCUUCAUUAGCAUCUUGCAGUUAUGAUAAGACUAUCCGUUUAUGGGAUGUUAAGGCAGCAUAAUAAAAAGCCAAAUUAGAUGUAUAUAGUGAAUAUGUUAUGUCGCUCUGUUUCUCUCCUGAUGGUGCUACAUUAGCAUCAGGUAGUUAUGAUUACUCUAUUUGUUUAUGGGAUAUUAAGACAAUGUCAUAAGAAGCCAAAUUGGAUGGUUAUAGUGAUCAUGUUAUGUCAGUUUGUUUCUCUCCUGAUGGUACUAUAUUAGCAUCCGGUAGUGAUGAUACUUCUAUUCGUUUAUGGGAUAUUAAGACAAGAUAAUAAAAAGCAAAAUUUGUUGGUCAUCUUUCUUCUGUCUAUUCAAUCUGCUUCUCACCUGAUGGAGCCACAUUAGCAUCUGGUAGCGCAGAUAAGUCUAUCCGUUUAUGGGAUAUUAAAACAGGAUCAUAAAAAGCCAAAUUAAAUGGUCAUGAUGAUAGAGUGCAAUCAGUCUGCUUUUCUCCUGAUGGCAAAAUCUUAGCAUCUGGUAGUUAUGAUUACUCUAUUUGUUUAUGGGAUACCAAGACAGGAGAAUAGCAAGCCAAAUUAGAAGGUCAUAGUGAUUUUGUUAUGUCAGUUUGUUUCUCUCCUAAUGGUACUAUACUAGCAUCUGGUAGCAUUAAUAAUUCUAUUCGCUUAUGGGAUUUACAAGCUGUGCAAUAUAUAAAACCUACAGAUAAUCAAUUUAAAGAUAUUUUGACUUAAUACAAAACCUCAAUAUCGAAAAAGAAUAUACGUUUAGAAAGUGGUAUGUAUUUUUUCUAUGCCUUAGCUGCCAAUAUAACCAUACUGUUAAUAUCCCAAUAGCUAAUUUUUUAAGCUUAAGAGGCUCUAAUCUUUAAAGGAGAAUUUGGAAAUCAUAAAGGGGUAGAUCUAAGGACAUUAUUUAAAUAACGAGGCAGCAUUUUUUUGGAAAAUUAUAUUGAAUUACAAAGGCAAUAAAAUAGUUGA
Messenger RNA from Paramecium octaurelia, 2685 nucleotides. The record is from the annotation of a GenBank genome assembly. NCBI's taxonomy places the organism in Eukaryota, Ciliophora, Oligohymenophorea, Peniculida, Parameciidae.